Messenger RNA from Antechinus flavipes (yellow-footed antechinus), 2237 nucleotides. It is a transcript of the gene GPR37L1, whose product is annotated as G protein-coupled receptor 37 like 1. The record is from RefSeq and is a predicted model, not a curated record. Gene Ontology annotation, molecular function: G protein-coupled peptide receptor activity. Lineage: Eukaryota; Metazoa; Chordata; Mammalia; Dasyuromorphia; Dasyuridae. Gene Ontology annotation, cellular component: signaling receptor complex; plasma membrane. Gene Ontology annotation, biological process: adenylate cyclase-inhibiting G protein-coupled receptor signaling pathway; positive regulation of MAPK cascade.
GAGGGCUGAGAACUAGACACUGAUGCCAAAUGCUCGGCUGCAGCCAGCCCAGCCAGCCGGCUGCCUCUCCUCCUCUGGGACACAGGACCUGGGGGAUUCCCUUUUCCCCUUGCCCGAGAGGACCUCUCACCAUGCUCUGGCUGUGGCUCCUGGUCUUCUUCCUGGCUGCUGUAUCCACCGCUGGGCUCCAGGGCAUCCCGGGUGUCACCCUGCGCUCUGACGGGCACUUUACCACCCUAGAAGGAGAGCGAGCACGGACUAGGAGAGGAACGGAGGAUGAUGAAUCCAGGGGAGUGCAGCAGUACAUGCCCGAGCAGUGGGCUGAGUAUCCUCGGCCCAUCCAUCCCGCUGGGCUCCGACCCACCGACCCCCUGGUGCCCACAAGCCCCGAGCCAGACCAGGAGGGGGGCAUUCAAGGAAGCGGACAGGAGCCCUAUGGCAACCUGACGGGCACCCCUGGGCGGAGGCUGCAGAUUCAGAAUCCCCUACCGGUGACGGAGAGUUCCUACAGCGCCUAUGCUGUCAUGUUCCUGGCACUGGUGGUGUUUGCUGUGGGCAUUGUUGGCAACCUGUCGGUCAUGUGCAUUGUGUGGCACAGCUACUACCUGAAGAGUGCCUGGAAUUCCAUCCUGGCCAGCCUUGCUCUCUGGGACUUCCUGGUGCUCUUCUUCUGCCUGCCUGUGGUCAUCUUCAAUGAGAUCACCAAGCAGAGACUCCUGGGGGAUGUCUCUUGCCGGGCCGUGCCUUUCAUGGAGGUGUCCUCCCUGGGAGUCACCACCUUCAGCCUCUGUGCCUUGGGCAUUGAUCGCUUCCAUGCGGCCACCAGCCCUCUACCCAAGGCCCGGCCCAUCGAGCAAUGCCAGUCAAUUGUGGCUAAGCUGGCGGUCAUCUGGGUGGGGUCCAUGACACUGGCUGUGCCUGAGGUCCUGCUGUGGCAGCUGGCACAGGAGCCCUCCCUCCCAACGGGCUCCCUGGUGGACUCGUGCAUCAUGAAGCCCUCCCCCGGCCUGCCCGAGUCCCUCUACUCGCUGGUGCUGACCUACCAGAACGCCCGCAUGUGGUGGUACUUUGGCUGCUACUUCUGCCUGCCCAUCCUCUUCACCGUCACCUGCCAGCUGGUGACCAGGCGGAUCCGGAGCAGCCCCGGGAAGAAGCCCGAGUGCCGGGCGGGCAAGCACGGGCAGUGCGAGAAGCAGCUGAACAGCACCGUGGUGGGCCUGACCGUGGUGUACGGCCUCUGCACCCUGCCAGAAAACGUGUGCAACAUCGUGGUGGCGUACCUCUCCACGGAGCUGUCCCGGCAGACCCUGGACCUCCUCAGCCUCAUCAACCAGUUCUCCAUCUUCUUCAAAGGCUCAGUCACCCCCGUCCUCCUCCUGUGCCUCUGCAAACCCUUGGGCCAGGCCUUCCUGGACUGCUGCUGCUGCUGCUGCGAUGAGUGUGGGGCAGACGAAGGCGCCUCCGCCGACGGCUCGGACAGCAAGCUCAAGACAGAGAUGUCCUCCUCCAUCUACUUCCACAAGCCCAGGGAGUCUCCCCCGCUCCUGGCCCUGGGCACUCCGUGCUGAGUCCUGGACAGAGUCGGGGGGAGUGGGAGGUGGUCGCUCCAAACCAGUGCUGCGCUCGGUGUUUCUUCCCAUCUUGCCAUCUAAAGAUGGACUUGAUCCUGUAGAGGUUUGGGAAUGUCGAAAAUCCCUUCUCUUAACAGUGGCCCUCUGGCCAGUCUCCUCUUCUCCCCCCAUGCUGCUCCAGAGUGAAGAGCAUUCAGCUUGGGAGUCUUGGUUGGUGGGUAGACUUGUCCUUAUUCUCUUAGCCCCCCUUUAGCCUCCUAUCUCCAACCAACAGAAGCUGGAGUCCCGCCUGCUGACCGCAUCUCAGUGCUGCAGCCCAGCUUUCCCCAGGCCCGCCUUCAAGAUCCUCUCUGGCCCUCUGCUUUUAGCCCUACUUUCUCUGCCCAAACACAUACAUUCACAUACCCUGUAUCUCCUACAUUUAGAAAAAAGGGGGUUCUGUUUGGGGUAGCCCAACUCGGCAGGGGCUGGGUGAUCCCAGUUGUUCUGAGCACUACCCUGCCUGGACUAGAGAGCUCCAAGCCCUGGAAGCCCCCUCCCCUGAAGACUCUUCCUCUUUCUUCUCUUCCUAGGGUGGGCCAGGACAUAAUCUAUCCCCAGGCCCCCUGCCAAAUUCUGACCUGUAGAAGAACCUGCCUAAGAAACCAAUAAAUUAGCUAGAACUAC